Messenger RNA from Topomyia yanbarensis, 3124 nucleotides. Its product is annotated as protein tweety-2-like. Gene Ontology annotation, cellular component: plasma membrane. The coding region runs from base 1266 to 2945 and encodes 559 amino acids. The record is from RefSeq and is a predicted model, not a curated record. The transcript has 9 exons. NCBI's taxonomy places the organism in Eukaryota, Metazoa, Arthropoda, Insecta, Diptera, Culicidae. Gene Ontology annotation, molecular function: intracellularly calcium-gated chloride channel activity; volume-sensitive chloride channel activity.
UGAUCCUGUUCGGUUUGGUUUGUGCUUGCAUCGGGAAAAAGUACGUCACAGUGGGUGGCAGGUAGUGGUUUUAUGCUGAACGUGAUUCAUUCGGUAAUGUGGAUUUCGAGUCUACACAAUGAAGGAACAACAAACAGUUAUAUAGGUGUGCAACUCACACGCAGGAGCGCAGGCUGCUGCCAUCAUCGCUGCCGCAACCGGAGCCGGAGCGAAUGUAGUGGAAAAGAGAAAUGAAGUUCAGCAACUGUAGCCGCGAGCAGAGCCACGGCACGGCAGAAUCGAAGUUGUACUCGUCGGAGUGAAACGUGAGUGCUCGGAGUGUGACCCGUCGUGACUGCGUCAUAUUCUGUGGGCACCAGAGAAGAAGAGUUGGGUCAUAGUCUGGAUGUGUACUGAAAAUUGAUUCCUCUACGGGUUUUCAGCAAAGGUUCGAAUGUCAGAGACCCCCAGGAGGACCCGGAAGAUUACUGUGUUAAAUCGGAACGGUGAAAAUGGCUCUGCCCUACGAGGUCCGGCAAGCGAGCGGUUCCCGAAAGUGGUGAAAAUUUGUGAGUGUGUAUCGAAGAAAAGCCAGCCUCAGUGGAAAAAUAGGGGGUUGCUGCCCGUUCGCUACGGCACCACUAUUACGGCCGAGUUGGGUGUGUGUUUUGGUUUUUCUUUUCGGUGGCUCUGGGGCUGAUUACGACAACGACGACUACAGCGACGCACGUUUAUGGCCUGCAGUCUAUUCUAGUGCAUAACAGGAGUUUUUAGAUUGGAGUGAAGUUGAAGGUGCUUCGAGUACGAGAAACAAGUCCUUGGCUUUGUGAGGUGUGUGUAUUGAUUGAAGGGCCGCUAGCACAGGUUUGGCACGUACAGCACUCGGCGAAAAAAGCGGUGCGCCCCUUCGGUUCUUAACCUUAGUAGGCGAUGUUUUUUUUUCUCCCCGUGGAAAUUGUGAGUGAGGUGCGUGUGCCAAGGAUUGUCCCCAAGUGGGGUGAAAGGCAGUAAAAAUUGUUUUGUGUUGCAAAAGUGUAAUGUUUCAAGUGUCUCUGGUGUCUGGUGGAAAAAAUCAAUGCUACAAAGUGUGUACUCUGCCCCGGCUGGGAAAGCUGAAUUGAGUAAUUUAGUGUGUGGAAAAUCUGGCUCGGGAAAAACCGAGCAUCGGUGAGGGAAAAUCAGUACAGUCUGAAACAUAUCGAUUGUUCAGGAUCUGCCACGGGAAGAGAAAUUUUCGUCGUUGCCCUGUGUAAUCUGUCAAAUUUUCAGCCCUGGGCGGAAGUGAAAUGAUUCCAGCAUCCGUCAUGGAGCAGCUAGCGCCAUCGUUCCUGGUUGAACUGCUGCACUCGGUGCCGCACAUCAACAUCACUCUGCAUCGGGUAAAUGACACCUUUAACCCCAACAGCACCAUCUACAUUGAGAGCUUGGGGAUACUUGCCUCGAUUCCGGCGGCCCUGCUGAUCAUCUCACUGGUGUUUCUGCUGCUCUACCUGCUGACCAGAUGCUGCGACCGGAAGCCACGGAAGCCCAAAUCGCACGGCUGCCAGAAGUGCACACUGAUCUUCUUUGCGAUCGUGUGCUGCGCCGCGAUCGGACUGGGCCUGUACGGAAACGACGAUCUGCACAACGGCGUGCUGCAGAUCUUCGGAUCGGGCCGGAAGAUCGAACAGCUGAUACUGAACGUGCGGAAUCAGACCGAGAUGGUGAAGCAGAAUCUCAAAUCGAAAGUGGUCCUCUCGGAAUUGGAGGCCAAGUUCGAGCAGCCACCGCAGCUGUACAACCAAACCGCCCAGUACCUGCUCCAGGACACGGUCAAGAUGGUGAAGGACAACACGACGCUGGCCAUCAACGCGCUGGAAACGGUGGUCUACCUAACGAGGCCCUCCUACUCGGAUAUGACGCUGAAGAGCUUACUGGAUACGUACGAAUUCUACGAGGAGCUGCGAUGGCCUGCUACGCUAGGAUUCCUGACUUUCCUGUUGCUGCUGUGCAUCAUUCUGGUGAUCGGAGCUACACGGAGUUCCCGCUGUGCGCUGAUUUUUUUCAGUGUGUGCGGUCUGCUGGCAGUAACGGUUUGCUGGCUUCUUUCGGGCAUUUACCUAGCCAGUGCCGUGGCACUGGGCGAUUUCUGCAUGAAACCGAACGAUUUCAUCUGCAGCCAGCAAAAACUGAAAGACGUCCAGUAUACGUACUGCAGCUCGGUCGGCACCAAUCGCUACGUUCUACGGCUGAACGAAUCCAAAGACUACGUUGACCGGGCGAAGGAAUCGUUGGAGACGGUGACACGUAUCGCCAUCGAUCUGUAUCCCCGUUUCGAAAUGAGCUCGAAAAUUAAUCGCCUCAACGGCGAACUGGAUGAUAGCAAGCGCCAGCUGAUAGCCCUAUCCGCCAUGGCUGACCGGCGAACUGUCAUGGAGCACUAUGCCAACGCAACACGAGGCCUAUGCGAGGGUGGCCUACUGGGAUUGACCCUUAUGCUGCUGGCCAGCUUGGUGUCGGCUGCCAUCCUCAGCUUGCUGGUGUGUGUCGAUUCGCACACUUGGAUCUAUUUGACGAAGAAACGACCCUACGAGGACAAAUCGGAAACGACACCGCUAUUCCCGGCCGGGGCAGCGACAGCCUCACCAUCCGCUCCAAUAAACUCGGGAACGAUGACGGUGAACCGUACACUGCUGCAUGCGCAGGCAGCCACGACCAACGGUAGCACCGGUGGCGGGCUGAUACCGAGCAGUGGCCGCAACGGGACCACACACGGAUUGCGCGGGUUGGUGGCAUCCUACAGUGGCGAUGAGUCGCCGCCACCAGAUUAUAAUGUUGUGGUGCAUGAUAACAGAGCCUCCGGGCACCACACGCUAGGCCGACUACCGUCGCAUCAACAGCAGAAUAACCUGAGCGGGCCGAACAACGGGAAAUACGCAACGCUUAGUAAACAGUGUAAAACACUCGAGUCGAGCGAUUUCUACUGAGAAUCGCCUGCCUGCAAUCGGUCUGCAGGCAGCAAUAAGUUAGAUUUAAAACUGACAGCAUCUACGACGACCCUAUCGGACAAAGAUCCUCGAGACAUUAGUAACAACGGCUUCAACCGCUUCGAUCCAAAAUACGUCAGCAUCGGUCCAAAGGCGAUCCGGGCAGUAGGGAACCAGAU